Molecule: messenger RNA, 4490 nt
Organism: Terrapene triunguis (Three-toed box turtle)
Lineage: Eukaryota; Metazoa; Chordata; Testudines; Emydidae
Product: rho GTPase-activating protein 20-like
Exons: 15
Coding region: 206-3646 (1146 amino acids)
Biological process (GO): signal transduction; regulation of Rho protein signal transduction
Molecular function (GO): GTPase activator activity
Source: RefSeq, a predicted model, not a curated record
GCUCUGGAGCUGGCAGCACCUAACGGAAUCCAAGGAUUAUCUGACGGAUACUCCAACAACUGGGACUUGUAAAAUAGACCCAGUAACAACUCCCCCCCUCCUUGGGAUUUUCCCCUCUCUCCCCUCUGACUGUGGCGAUAGACAAACAUGUGAGGUUGGGAAUAAAUCAUGUACUCAGAAGAAGGACCAGCACCCAGCCAGGAGGAUGACUCCUCAACAGAAGGCUAAUCUGCCCAAGGGACAGAGCGAAGAAGACCCAAGAGUGUGGAUGCAGGAGUGGGGGAAGAAAAUGAAGCCCAUAGUCCAAAGGAGACGCUCCACCUCUUCUGCCAUUAGCAAAGCUCUCAACAAGUCCAAAUCCCAUUCCAGGGAAAUUACUCUUUCCUCAUCGCACCCAGACAAUGGGCUACCAACCGGAGCUUUUAGUAACCCAAAUUCUGUUUUCAUCUUGGAUGAGAGGGUACAACUUACCAUGGGACUGCAGACCCAGGAGAGACAUUUGUUCCUCUUCAGUGACAUGCUGGUCAUUGCCAAGUCCAAGUCCUCCUCCAGCUUGAAGCUGAAGAAGCAGGUGCGCCUGAGUGAAGUAUGGACAGGUUCUUGUCUCAAUGAAGUGUCCGAGAAAAAGAUGAGCCCUGAGAAUUCAUUUGUCAUUGGCUGGCCUACCACCAACUCUGUUGUCUCCUUCAGCUCAUCCGAAGAGAAGGAGCGCUGGCUCUCAACAUUACUGUGGCAAAUCAAUGAGAUGAAACAGAAUGAAUAUCCAAAAAACCUACCGGUCCAAAUCCUCCUUCUGGAUGCUGACAACUGUACUUCUACCACUACAAUAAAUGUGUCCAACACAGAAACGGCAGACAAUGUGAUCAAGAAGACAGCUAAUCAGCUUGGACUUCCUGGUAGACCAAGUGACUACCACCUCUGGGUGAUAUCAGGAAAGGAUGACCCUGCUUAUCCCCUUAUUGGUCAUGAGCAUCCUUUCAGCAUCAUACUGAGCUGCCUCCGAGACUCUGUUGACCAGCACCAAGGAACCAACAACAACACACUCCUAGCUGAUGGGACGGAGGCUACCAUCCUAGAUCAGCUUCCCAAGGACAGGCAGUGUCAGUUCAUCCUGAAACCCAGACCCCAAGCUCCAAGGCAGCUGAGGAGAGAAUCCUUGCAGAAACAUACCAAGAGGAAGAAAUCUUUGAUUGACUGGGCUUUGCGCCGGACUGCCAGCACCCCCACGGGCAGCCCAGCAUCACAUUCUCCCCCCACCCCACGGAAACUCUUCGGCCUGUCUUUGUCCUCUGUGUGUCCUGAUGGAAUCCUCCCCAAGCCUAUUAUGGACAUGCUGCUUCUGCUGUACCAUGAAGGUCCCUCCACAAGGGGCAUUUUCAGGCGCUCCGCCAAUGCCAAGAUCUGCAAGGAACUGAAAGAGAAAUUGAACUCUGGAGAUGAUGUUCAGAUGGAUGGCGAGUCAGUCUUUGUAGCUGCAGCAGUCAUCACUGAUUUUCUACGAAAUAUACCUGAUAGUGUUCUAUCCUCAGACAUGCACGGGCUGUGGAUGGAAGCCGUGGACACACUAAAUCGAGGGCAUAAGAUUGAAGCCAUCAAAAGUUUGGUGAAGCAGCUCCCAGAAGCCAACCUCAUUUUACUCAGACACCUGUUUGGAGUCCUGCAUCAUAUUGAGCAGAAUUCAGGGGAGAAUCAGAUGAAUGCAUUUAACCUGGCUCUUUGCAUAGCUCCCAACAUGCUAUGGCUUCCUAGCCCCACUGGGCCUGAAGAGGAAAGCAGGUCUACAAAAAAGGUGGCCAUGUUAGUGCAGUUCCUGAUUGAAAACUCAGCAGAAAUUUUUGGAGGUGACAUCACUUCGCUGUUUCAAAGACCAGACAAAGAAAAGUCAAAAAGCUCCGAGGAUUUCCUGGGUAUUGGCAUGGCUCAGCACAACGAUUCCUCUGAUGAGAUGGAGUUUGCUGCCUGUGACCAGGAAAGACCAAAGCAUUAUCGCGUGCCUGAAGCCGUCUCCAUGUUUGACCCGUCCAGUGGUUUGUUACUUGAAGAGGAGCAGGAAGACUGGGAUCUGUUUAGUGAGAUCACUGCCUGCUACCAAAGCAAAACCAGGAAGAAUGCCAGCGCAGACAGCUAUGACCUCCUAGAGGAAGAGGGCUCCUUCUGCUCCAUUGACUCGAUACGUUCACUGAGUCCUGCGAGGGAUCGGUGCUCUUCUGAGCCCAGUGUCUGCCUCAGCUCUCAGCUCCCCGCCCAGUGCCAUGAGCCGGUGGCCCGCCAGUCCAGCUGUGAUGCCACCAUCAUGCAUAGUCACAAUGAUUACAUCCAGAGGCUCAAGCAGCUGCAGCUGGAGAGCCAGAAGCUGAUUGAUGAAGGCCUGAGCCCUGGGCUGAAUAAGACCAGGCAGAAUUUCUGGCAAUCACCUCAGAGCAGCUCUAGGGUGAAGAAGCUCAGCCUUCAGAAAACCAGCCUGUCCAACAGGUCCAGCUUCUCCAGCCUUUCCUCGACCACCACUUCCCCUUCAGCCUCCUCACUAAGCUCCUUAGACAGUGCUUUCUCCUACUGCUCUGAGUCCUCAGCCUUCAGCCCCACAGAUGUCUCCUCCCUGCCUUUCAUGUUUGGCACUUCCACCCGACUCCAUGCUUUGUCUCCAAAGACAGCACAGAGGUCCCUGAAAGAAUGGAAAAAGCCCUUGACAUCUCCUUUGCCCUUGAACCCUUGUGACUUGGACUCAUGGAGCAAGUAUGAGCAGAGGGACAUGGGGAGCAGUCAUAGCAUUGGGGAAGUGAAGGGCUUUGUGCCCAUCAAUGGGGCAGCCAUGGGAAGCCUGUUAAAUGAGAGUGACUGGGAGGACGAGGAAAGACAAGUGAGAUGUGCCAGGGGCUCUGGACAAGCUCUCAGAAAACAAUGUUAUUUCAAGGAGUCUGAAUGUAAAACAGACCCCCCCACUCAUAUCCCAACCAAUGAGAGCUCAUCAGCGAUUGGCCAGCAAGGGCCCAGGGAGAAAUCAGUUAAGCACAUUGAGAUAAAAGGCCCAGAGGUUUCCCCUCCCAGGCAGGAAAGCCUGAAGCGCACCAAGAUAACCUUUUACAUGGCCCCAAAUAAAGGAAGCCCACAGGGGUCUCCAAUGGAACAGGAGGAUGAGGGUUUCUCAGUGAACGUCCAUAGCACCAAAUCAAACAGCAGCAGUGACCAAAACACGUCCAAGAGCCAACAAACAGUAAGAGUCCAUAUACCCCAGACAGUGUUCUAUGGGCAGAACACCCCUUUGGUGCUGCAGUCUGUCUCCAGGAGAUACCAUCACGAAGCAACGAGCCAGCGGCUGCAGGUGGAGUGCAAAGAGACUCCCCAAAGCAUUCCCCCUGCAGAGGGGCUGACGGACGAUGCUCAGCAUGUGGCAUCUGCCAAAAGCCACAGGAAGAGCGUCAAUGCCUUCAGCCACACCAUCCGCAUCAUCCUCCCGGCCUCCAUCCGCAACACCGUCAGGGAAUACUUCAAGCAUGAUGAGGCUAAGAACUGCCAUGCAGCGGAUGCAGAAGCUGUGGAGAGCGAACUCAUCCGGGGCAGGGUGGAGUGGCUCAAAAGCCAACCACACACGGAUGCAUCUCCAGAGGAGUGCAAGACAGUGGCAUUUGCAGAAGAGACAUUUGUCUAGGAGAGGAGAGAGUGGGAACUAUGACUGUUUUUUAUACAGCGUGCUGGGAAAAUGUUCUGUAAGAUACGAUCAAGGUGUGAAGAAUCUAACAGACUGUGUGGGUCAAUAAGUGUGAAGUGAUGCUAACGUGUAAUUAAUGUUUGGGUUUGGGUUUUUUUUUAUUCUUUGCUACCUUUUUUCUACAAAAGGUACUUAACUGACCAGUGCCCAGUGGGCUGAAUCCUCCCCUAGAGUUUUAAAUUAACUGAAUUGUACAGACACCUUCAUCUGAAUUUCAAGCUCUCCUGAUUGUUUUGCCUCAAGUCAUAGGGGUGUGUGGGUGAGUGGAGGGGAUUGGACAGUGAAUUUAUCUUACAUUUCAUAAAAAAAUCAUGGUGGAUCCUUGACAGUGGAGCAAAGCUUUGAGUCACCCUGCAAAUUUUUUAAGUUUGUACAAAACUCCACAAUGUUGUUAAUUUUUUGUCACCAAUGUUUAUUGAAAUCCAAAGUAUGAUGCUUCACCCCUAACUCAAAAUGCACAGCUAGUUCUUCUUUCUCUAACCUUCUUGUCCCCCCAUAGUUUGGCUUAAAAUUGAAGGGUUUUCUUUGUUGAUUGAGGCUGAGAUUUCAAAGGCACCUAAGGGAGUCAGUUGCCCAAUUCCCAUUGAAUUAAAGGAUUAGGCACCUUGAAAAUUGCAAUGUUAAUCUGCUAUCGUGCAUCCACUUUCUCUUCUUCUGGCUUCGCCCAGCAAGUAUUUGGUGCAGAUCCUCAGCUCGUGUAAAUGGUUGUGGCUCCACUGUCUUCAAUGGAACUACAGUAGAACCUCAGAGUUAUGAACAUCUGGGGAAUGGAGGUUGUUCGUAA